Passer montanus (Eurasian tree sparrow) is the source of this 2635-nucleotide messenger RNA. RefSeq names its product TNF receptor associated factor 4 (gene TRAF4). Gene Ontology annotation, biological process: activation of NF-kappaB-inducing kinase activity; positive regulation of JNK cascade. Gene Ontology annotation, molecular function: zinc ion binding; protein binding. The record is from RefSeq and is a predicted model, not a curated record. The coding region runs from base 537 to 2276 and encodes 579 amino acids. The transcript has 7 exons. Lineage: Eukaryota; Metazoa; Chordata; Aves; Passeriformes; Passeridae.
GGAGCAACUGCCGCCCUUAAUGGGAAGCUGGCUGGAGCGAGCGUUGGUGGGACUAACACAUGCUCACAGCCUGUCAUCUGCUCGGCUCCAUCUCUGGGGAAAGGGGCAAAUACUCCCAUAUGCUGCUCUGAUUUCUCAAAGAGUGACGAGGGGGCUGGAGCCAGACAGAUUUGCUUUUAUUCUCCCUCCUCCAGGCUCUUGCUCAGUUACAAACCGUGGCUGGAGGGAGGCAGCCUGGGCUGUGAGUCCCCAGCAAGACAAAGCCACAGGAGCGUGUGUCCCCCUCGUUCCUGUGGCAUGGAGGGCUCAGGGCAGCCCCUCCAUGUCCUGCUGCGGGUGGUGGCUGGGACAGGAGCUGCUCUGUGGCAGGAGCAGCCCUGGGAGCUGUAUCCCACCCCCGGCCGUGCCUCGGGCUGCCUGCAGGAGUGUGGCACCCCUGGGACACCGCAGGGUCAGCGAGGACACCGAGGACACCGCAGUGCGUGCCCGCAGAGCCCAGGGGGGCUGCAGAGGGCGAGGGGGCCGUGUGAGAUGCGAUGCUGAUGCUCCCCAAACUCCUGCGGUGGCCGUUCCCAGUGCGGAGGGCACCGAACCCCCCAGAGGGCUGUGCCCGGUGGGGCGCUCCCCAAGUCCCCGGGGUGGCUGCACCCCAGACCCCUGGCAGGGGCUGUCCCCGUGCGGUGCCCCCCGAGCCCCCGGGCUGCCGGCAGCGCUGCAUCCCCCCCGUGCGGGGGGCGGGGGCGGUGCCGUGCCGUUCCCCGUGGCGGGGCGGGCUCAGGCCGGUCCCACCGCCCCGUCCGGCCUCCGGGCGGAGCCGGGCACGGAGCGCGGAGCGCGGAGCCGAGCGGGCGCGGGGCGGCGGCGGCGGGGUCGGGAUGCCGGGCUACGACUACAAGCUGCUGGAGCGGCCGCGGCGCCGGGUGCUGUGCCCGCUCUGCGGGAAACCCAUGCGGGAGCCCGUCCGCGUCUCCACCUGCGGCCACCGCUUCUGCGACACCUGCCUGCAGGAGUUCCUCAGCGAAGGCGUCUUCAAGUGUCCGGAGGACCAGCUGCCCCUGGACUACGCCAAGAUCUACCCCGACCCCGAGCUGGAGGCGCAGGUGCUGAGCCUGGCCAUCCGCUGCAUCCACAGCGAGGAGGGCUGCCGCUGGAGCGGGCUCAUCAAGCACCUCCAGGCCCAUCUCGGCACCUGUGGCUUCAACGUGAUCCCCUGCCCCAACCGGUGCAGCGCCAAACUGAGCCGCCGUGACCUCCCCGAGCACGUCCAGCACGGCUGCCCCAAGCGCAGGGUCAAGUGCGAGUUCUGCGCCAGCGACUUCACCGAGGGCCACCAGGGCACGUGUCCCCAGGAGAGUGUGUACUGUGAGAACAAGUGUGGGGCCCGCAUGAUGCGGCGCCUGCUGUCCCAGCACGCCCUGGCCGAGUGCCCCAAGCGCACCCAGCCCUGCACCUACUGCUCCAAGGAGUUUGUCUUCGACACCAUCCAGAACCACCAGUACCAGUGUCCCCGGUACCCCGUGCCGUGCCCCAACCAGUGCGGGACGCCCAGCAUCGCCCGGGAGGAUGUGCCCACCCACCUCAAGGAGAGCUGCAGCACUGCCAUGCUGCUGUGCCCCUUCAAGGAAGCUGGCUGCAAGCACCGGUGCCCCAAGCUGGCCAUGGGCCGGCACCUGGAGGAGAGCACCAAGACCCACCUGGGCAUGGUGUGUGCCCUGGUGAGCCGGCAGCGCCAGGAGAUCCUGGAGCUGCGCCGGGACGUGGAGGAGCUGUCGGUGAGCAGCGACGGGAUCCUCAUCUGGAAAAUCGCCGACUACGCCCGCAAGCUGCAGGAGGCCAAAGCCCGCAGCAACUACGAGUUCUUCAGCCCCCCGUUCUACACCCACAAGUACGGCUACAAGCUCCAGGUGUCGGCUUUCCUCAACGGCAACGGCAGCGGCGAGAGCAGCCACCUCUCCGUCUACAUCCGCGUGCUGCCGGGCGAGUACGACAACCUGCUGGAGUGGCCCUUCUCCUACCGCGUCACCUUCUCCCUGCUGGACCAGAGCGACCCCUCGCUCUCCAAGCCCCAGCACAUCACCGAGACCUUCCACCCCGACCCCAACUGGAAGAACUUCCAGAAGCCGGGAGCCUCGCGCAGCUCCCUGGACGAGAGCACCCUGGGCUUCGGCUACCCCAAGUUCAUCUCCCACGAGGACAUCAGGAAACGGAACUACGUGCGGGACAACGCCAUCUUCAUCAAGGCCUCGGUGGAGAUCCCCCAGAAGAUCCUGGCCUGAGCCCCGGAGGGGGACGGGAUGUGCGCGGGGUGCCCGCCCAGGGGUGCCCCAGCUGGUGCUGAGCCCCUGCCCGCGGCCGCUGUCCCCGGCGUGGGGACGCCGCCGUGGCGCCGCGGUGGCUCUCAGGACAGGCAGGGUCGGGGCUGCUCCCAGGUCCCUCCUGGGGCUGGGACUGUCCAGCAGCCCCCUGGGGCAGCCCCUCCUCAGGUGCCCGGGGGGCUGGGCCCCCUGAGCCCCUCCCCGAGGUGCCAGCAGCCCCCGCCAGCCUCGCUGGGGACCCUGCAGGACCCCGCUGGCCAGAGCCAUAUUUUGUAAACCGGUGCUCCCCAGGUUGUUAUUUAUUACCCCGGGCUGGGGCU